AUGUCGUCCAGGUACGUGUCCGCGCGGGCCGCGUGCCAGAUUACAUCAAUACUGACCGCAUCGCAGUAUCUUUGCAUGGCUCCCCAUCUUCUGAAUCAGACCCAAAAUGAGAUUCUCACUGCUUCAAGUGCCUCCAUGGGUUUUCAUCUCAGUCUGUUCAUCAAUUUUUAUAUAAAUGUACUCUACCACCUAUAUAACCAAUCUCACCAGCCUUUUUUGAUUUUCCACUUGUCUAAUCCGUUAUGUUUUCCUCAAUCAUUUCGCCUUGUUUUGACGCCAUCUCCUUCCUUCCGUUCUAUUUUGGGUGAAAUGUCUUCUUUUUUAUACGGCGCUGUGGACGAAAUAUAG
Cryptococcus amylolentus CBS 6039 is the source of this 348-nucleotide messenger RNA. RefSeq lists its product as hypothetical. NCBI's taxonomy places the organism in Eukaryota, Fungi, Basidiomycota, Tremellomycetes, Tremellales, Cryptococcaceae. The record is from RefSeq and is a predicted model, not a curated record. Bases 1 to 348 code for a protein of 115 amino acids. The transcript has a single exon.